This is a messenger RNA of Pogona vitticeps (central bearded dragon), 3323 nucleotides long. RefSeq names its product cyclin dependent kinase 6 (gene CDK6). Gene Ontology annotation, molecular function: cyclin-dependent protein serine/threonine kinase activity; cyclin binding; ATP binding. The record is from RefSeq and is a predicted model, not a curated record. NCBI's taxonomy places the organism in Eukaryota, Metazoa, Chordata, Lepidosauria, Squamata, Agamidae. Gene Ontology annotation, biological process: regulation of cell population proliferation; G1/S transition of mitotic cell cycle; protein phosphorylation. Gene Ontology annotation, cellular component: nucleus; cyclin-dependent protein kinase holoenzyme complex; cytoplasm.
UCCCAGACUGAGUAUAGGAGCCGAGGAGAGAGCGAGCGAGAGAGAAAGGAACUGGGACUUUUUAGAGAAGCAGAGGCGGCGGCCGGGUGUAUUGCUGGUGUAAGAGCCCUGCGCUCCGGGGAGAUUGGUCGCUGCGAAGCUUUGAUCAGUCCCAGAAUAGUCAGCACAAGCCUUUCUCUCUCUCUUUUUUUUUUUCCUCCCAAAGGGAGGGGGGAAAAGGAGGAGGAAGAGGAGGAGGGGGGGUUGCGAGAUCCUCUGCGCUUUAAGGUGCAGCCUGCCCUACCGCUUGCAGGAAGAUGCGAACUCAGGGCAGCGGCAGAACCCCGGAGGAGCCGCUGCAACUACCUGUGUGGCCCCAACAGUGGCUGUGGAGACCUGAGCCGGGCGCGUCAGCCACCGCCACCAUGUGAACCCUUCGGAUCCGGUUCGGUUGUGCUUUGCUCCCUGGCCCGGCGUCCUUAAUGAGAAGCUGCUUAUUUUUUAAAAAAAGAAAAAAGGAAGAUUUAAUUAGUUUACACAGGCCGUGAUUCCAAAGACUGAGAUAACUGCUCUGGAUAAGCAAGAAAUUCACUGUGAGGCAUUGCUGCUUUUGUAAGAAACCAUCCAACAGCCUGGUCCAUCUGUAUGUAAAAGCUCUGGGCACAGCAUUCAGGAGCAGCAAAGGGCUCUUUAGCACACAGGGAACCAGGACGACAGCUACAGUGCCUUGCCACACCACAGAACGAAGUGGGAAAGAAGGAGAGAAACAGCAGCAUGGAUAAAGACAGCAUGGCUUUAGCUGACCAGCAAUAUGAAUGUGUAGCUGAGAUCGGUGAAGGUGCCUAUGGGAAGGUGUUCAAAGCCCGUGACUUGAAGAAUGGCGGGCGCUUUGUAGCCCUGAAGAGGGUCCGGGUGCAGACAAGCGAGGAGGGGAUGCCACUUUCCACCAUCCGUGAGGUGGCUGUCUUGAAGCAUCUGGAGACGUUCGAGCAUCCCAAUGUGGUCAGGUUGUUCGAUGUAUGCACAGUGUCCCGAACAGAAAGAGAGACGAAAUUAACAUUGGUAUUUGAACAUGUUGAUCAAGACUUGACCACUUACUUGAAUAAAGUUCCAGAACCUGGUGUUCCUAGCGAAACUAUAAAGGACAUGAUGUUCCAGCUGCUACGAGGGCUUGACUUCCUGCAUUCGCACAGAGUGGUCCACCGUGAUCUGAAACCACAAAACAUUUUAGUGACCAGCAGCGGGCAAAUAAAAUUAGCUGACUUUGGCCUUGCACGGAUCUACAGUUUUCAAAUGGCUCUUACCUCUGUGGUUGUCACUCUCUGGUAUAGAGCUCCAGAAGUUUUACUUCAAUCCAGUUAUGCAACACCAGUUGAUCUUUGGAGUGUUGGCUGUAUAUUUGCAGAAAUGUUCCGCCGAAGGGCACUUUUUCGUGGAAACUCAGAUGUUGAUCAAUUAGGAAAAAUCUUUGAUGUAAUUGGGCUUCCUGGCGAAGACGACUGGCCAAGUGAUGUUGCUCUCCCAAGGAACGCUUUCACUCCUCGUGCCCCACAGCCCAUUGAACUUUUUGUAACAGAUAUUGAUGAACUAGGCAAAGACUUGCUACUCAAAUGUUUGACAUUCAAUCCCACAAAGAGAAUAUCGGCUUAUGAUGCUCUAUCUCACCCUUAUUUUCAUGAUCUGGAGAAAUGCAAGGAAAAUACAGACUCGGAUAUGUCAUCGAGUCAAAAUUCCACUGAGAUGAAUACACCAUAAGGUUGUUUCAGCCUUAACCUACUGAGGAGCAAGACAGAUUUCUGUUUAAUAUCAUCAUCAAGGUUUUUAAAAUAAAACAUCAUAGCUGUCCAACUGAAGACUACUUCCUGGAACUUCAUAGUUGUCCAUGUGUUUCUUCAGAAGGACAGCCUCUUUCUCUAAGGAGAAGAACCUAGUAACUUUCAUCAGAGCAAUGCAAGUGUCAAGAUAUCCAGUAACUCCCACUGUGGCUUGAUGUUUAUUUAGUUCUGUCUGGAGAUUUCCAGGGGAACAGAAGCUGCUGACCAGUUUUCUCAAUAUUUUCUCCCUCUAACAUGGACACUGCCAUGGAUUAGAGUAAUCUACUUUCGUUACCAAAACACAACUUAAAUUCCAUCACUAGGUGCUGAAGUCUGAUUUGGUAUUCCUCUGAAGAGGGGUAAUAUGGUUUGCCUGUUUAUGUGCUUAAUUGCAAUUGGGGUGGAGAACAAUUUCUUAAAGCAAUAUUUCAAAGAAUGACAUUGAAACGCUGAGCCUCAAUAGAUUGCAGUUACAAGGAAAUGUGUACAAAUGCACCGGGGUUUUCUAAUCAACACUGUAUUCCUUCCUCAAUAGGCAACAUGGGAUUAUAAUAAUUACAGCACUUCAUUGUUCUUCAUAGUAACUUGUGCAUCCAGCUUAAAUGUAUAAGGGUGUUAUUAAUGCAUGUGACAUUAUAUGUACAUGUGACAGGAAAACGUAGGGUUUUAAGAAAAAAAAAUUGCAGGCAUCACUUCUUUAGUUUGCUGAGCCUAUGUCAGUGUACCUUCAUUCUUGUCUUUCAAUAGAGUUGUGAAUCUUUUAGACUGAUUUGUUUCAGACAUACAUUAUGUGCAACUUGCAAGGAUCAAGCAGAAUAAGAAAAAAGAAGUGUUCUUGUAUAAUUUUCAGUGGACAGUGGAAAUUUAUUUUUCCUCUCUCUGAGGGCAAAUCUGACAAAGGCUGUAAUCCUUCACCCCUUAGACUAAGCUAUACUGAUCUAGUGGGACUUCUGAAUAGACACGUAUAGAAUUGCACUGCAAGAUGGCAGUCCUGUGCUUUUUUCCCCCUGGGAGUAAGCUACACUAUACAUAAUACUUUGGAUUUCUUGUUUGGACCACAGUGGUCAUUACUUGUGUAAAUUCCAUUAGUUGAGAUCCUUUCUAAUAUUAUUCUGUUAGAUGUUAUCUGCACAUGUGGUUGCACUGCAUUGCACUGUUGUGCAAGGGAUCACACAAUGGGAGCUUCAAGCUGGUACAAGCAUUUAGGGAUUCCAUAUAAUCACACACACAAACAUUGCAACGGCUUGCUCAACAGUGAGCAAAGAGAACUACUUGCGCAAACAUUUUUAGGAUACUACCAUUCUGCAAGUCACUGAGAAAGUGCAACCACUUGUGGAAAAGAAGUUGUGCAAUUGCUUGUUAGGAUCCUGGCAGUUGAUUUUGAUGGGCCUAAUCUAAGCAUGACUGAAUCUGGAUUCAACUUAAUGGACCUUACGUCUGACUAAGCAUGGAUAAAUUGUGCUGUUCUCGUUGCUAUCGCACAGAUUGUAUGCAAAGUAAGCAAUAAAACUCAGGCGUUGGAGUACACAA